UCCUGUUUUGAACCCUGAAAAAAAAACUUGUAAACUUCUACAUUCCGUUCCUUCUCUUUCUGUUUUUAUAUAUCUCGAUCGAGCAUCAUGGGUGAAGAUCAGAAAAUGCAAAGCUUUCGUGAUCCGAUCUCAACGAUAACCGGACCGUAUUCUCCUUCCGGUAGCACUGAAAAUAAUAGUAUUCGUUGGGCAGCCAUGGAUAAUGAUGACAUUUUUGAUUCAAGAACUUCGUCGUUUCAAGAUGUGAUUGAUGCCUCUACCUCAUCAUCUUCAUUAGACUUGGAAGAAGAAGAAGAAGAAGAAGACGGAUCUCUGAAUACAUCUUCUUCGUCAUCGUCCUCUUCAUCCAUCAAUGGACCUUUGUUUGAAUUGUCUGAUUUAAUGGAACAUCUCCCAAUCAAGAGAGGACUUUCUAAGCAUUUUGAUGGAAAAUCACAGUCAUUUACAUCGCUAUCAAACGUCAACUGUUUAGAAGAUCUUGCGAAAGGAGGAAUCCAUUUUAGGAAGAAGAAGUCAUCAUCCAGGAGCAAUAGCUAUGGAGAUGGAUUAGAUGUACAAAAUAAGAGAAUAUCAAAGAAGUCUUCAUUAACCAGAGGUUGUUUUGUGUCUUCUUUAGUUGAUAGGCAGGGAAUUAGCUUUAAUCUAAGAACUCAUGCCAAUUCGUUCAAAAGAUAGCGCUUAAUUAGUUGGGAAAAUAAAAGUUGCGUGGCAUUUGCACAAUUGUUAAUCUUGUAUGUGCAUAAUCAGUCUUGCACGAGAUGGCGGUUCUUGUUUAAAAAAACUAGUAUCUGAUGCGCUGCAUGCGCAUGCAUCAUUUUUAACGACUUAGAAGUUUCGAUGCAUAA
This is a messenger RNA of Papaver somniferum (opium poppy), 845 nucleotides long. Its product is annotated as osteocalcin 2-like. The transcript is spliced from 2 exons. Bases 88 to 675 code for a protein of 195 amino acids. The record is from RefSeq and is a predicted model, not a curated record. Lineage: Eukaryota; Viridiplantae; Streptophyta; Magnoliopsida; Ranunculales; Papaveraceae.